AGAAUGGGCGGUUUGACAACUAUGGGGAGUAUGAUACCAGAACGGGCCCCUAUGGAGAGGAGUCCUUUGACUGUCAAAGGGAUUCUUAGUGACGACACCGCGGAACAGCAAGGACAGUUACUGCCCAUGGCACACGCGUUGAAACACGAGGAUAUUUCUCAGACGACAGCAGAACAGGAACCACCAAGCUCUUUCUCACGAAAAGCGCGAGUAAGGGAUACGCUGAAGAAGAAGCGAAUGGAGAUGUUGAACAUUGUAGGUUUUGAGGCGAAGGAAAUACCAAACUCGCCAAACUCAAUGUUGAGCACACCAAGAGAACUGUAUGGGAUCAAGCAGUCAACGACCGAAUCGCUCCCUAGCCCUUGCUCACCAACGCGGGUACCGACCAUGUCCAUCUCGUCGAGGACACGCACACCCCCUGCGCAGUCUGACAUACAAAGUCGCGACCAGGUAGUCAAUAAUACUAGGAGAGACAGAGGCCUACUCGGCCGAAAGCAUGUCUACCUGCCAGGUAAAAUCUGUCUCGAAGAACACCCAGGAAAGCCUCGCAUAGACUCCGUCGCAAGCACAGAUCUGUUCAGCACGGCGCUAGCGACCAAGGCAAGCCGUUUCUCUGACAUCAUAGGAUUAGAUAACAUAGUCAUGUUCUUCGAAGACUUUGGUGUGGUCGAACAGGAAACAGAGGAGAGUCUGGACAAGUACUGGCUUGAUGAUAGCCAUCCAGCUCGUAGGCAGCACAGCAUAAUAAGCGUAGAGGAAACUGCGUCCAAGAGCGUCAGAAAGGCUGCAAGUCCUCCCGGGUCAAAGUUCUCCUUCUCCUCGGGGUCGUCGACUGCUUCUGAGCCUCCACCCAGGCGAGCGAAGCGCCAACGGAUCAGGCUGAGGAGACUGUUGUCGCCGGGCCUCCCCGGCGCAGCCUUCCUCAAACCCCCUGUAAGUCGGGGACAACAAACUGAGAAGUCGUGACAAGCUAGAAAAGGAAGAUAGAAUAAUAAUGGAGACAAAUUUUAAAAUGGCGGAGCACCGUGAUG
This is a messenger RNA of Cucurbitaria berberidis CBS 394.84, 1031 nucleotides long. RefSeq lists its product as uncharacterized. The coding region runs from base 22 to 966 and encodes 314 amino acids. Lineage: Eukaryota; Fungi; Ascomycota; Dothideomycetes; Pleosporales; Cucurbitariaceae. The transcript has a single exon. The record is from RefSeq and is a predicted model, not a curated record.